AAACUAAAAGUUAUUUAUCUGUGUUGCGUGACUACUGGAAAAUUUGCAAAUAUCAUUCGAUUUUGUGAAUCAAAAGUUGAGAUAAAAAUAAGAAACUAAAAAAGUGACUGCGAAUUAAAAUCGCUUUAUUGAAUUAGUAGAGGAUUGUAACUACGAAUUGAAAACAAAGCAAAACCGUAGUGUUUUUAUAACGAUGUCUGCAACCGCACUAUUUGGAAACACCUCCGGGCUUGGUGGUAGUUCAGGUGGGAAUAAGCACUUGGUGGAGUUUCGGGCUGGCAGAAUGACUCUCAAAGGUCGUAUGGUGCAUCCGGACAAAAGGAAAGGCUUACUAUAUGUUUAUCAAGGAGAAGACUCAUUGAUGCAUUUUUGUUGGAAAGACCGUACAACUGGCGAAGUAGAAGACGACCUGCUAAUAUUCCCUGAUGAUUGUGAGUUUAUGAGAGUUAAUGAAUGUACAACUGGAAGAGUUUAUGUACUCAAAUUCAAGUCAUUUUCCAAGAAGUAUUUCUUUUGGAUGCAGGAGCCUAAAACUGAUAAGGAUGAUGACCUUUGCCGUCGCAUCAAUGAGUCUUUAAACAAUCCACCAACAUCGGGUGAACGUGGGAGUAGUGGCAGUGGUGCCCAGGAUGGUGAGCUGCAGAACUUGCUGAACAACAUGUCUCAGCAACAACUGAUGCAGUUAUUUGGAGGUGUUGGCCAAAUAGGUGGCCUGACAUCGCUUCUUGGCACCAUGGGUAACAACAGCAGCGGGGGCACGGGCGGCAGUCGUACAUCGGGCGGAAGCAACAGCAGCUCUCGCGGCGGCUCAGCCCCGCGUACGACGGACGCAAGCGCACGCACUCCCGCACGACCGCGCUACCCGGCGGCACCCAACGCCACGCCGACCGCUGCCGCGGCGCCCGCGCCGUCUCCUGCGGCCUCCGCCACUGCCGCCGCACCCACCGCUGCCGCUGCCGCUACGCCUACGCCUACUGCCGCUGCCACAGCUGCUACAGCCGCCGCAGCGGCCGCAACUCCUCGCAGUGGUCAGAUAUUCCUUUCGGACCUGCAACGAUACUUCUCGGGGCUGGGCACCGCGCCGGAGGGCGAGGCUGCGGUUGGCGCCGCGGGCGCUGCGGCCCCGCGCGUGGACCUUGGUGCGGCGUUGGCUGCGCCCGACGUGCUGAGCACGGCCAGCGAGCCGCCCAACGCCCAACGCCUCACGCCGCAUCUACCGCCCGCGACCAGCGCCGCCGCGGACGAUGUAAGGACCACCCUGCUCUCACCGCAGUUCGCCCAGGCAGCCAAUCAGUUUUCUUCAGCCCUGACGUCUGGGCAGAUGGGUCCAGUUGUUUCUCAAUUCGGUCUCCCGGCUGAUGUGACUUCCGCUGCCAACACAGGCGACAUGCAAGCUUUCUUCAAGGCCUUAGAGAGUGCUUCCUCUGGUUCCGAAAGCAAUAGGUCGCAGGAAGCUGACAAAAAGAAGGACAAGCCACAAGAAGAGAAGAGUAGCAAGAAAGACGAUGACGCUGGAAUGUCGUUGGAUUAAACUUGUUUUUCUAUAUAAUAAACACUUUAAUUUUCAUAUAAAAAAAGCAGAAUUAAGUGUCCUUUUGCUGUAACGCAAUCAAUUAUAUUCCAAAAUAAAAAAUAAUAUUUACAGAAUACAAUAAUUAUUUUUACAGGGGUAAAACCAAAUAUGUGACCAGUAAAUUAAAUUUUAUUGAGUGAUAAAAGUAUUUCAAUAUUCUCUUUAAAAUCGGCGAGAACGAAGUCUUGAGGUUUUUAUCUCAUUCAAUGUAGUUAUUAAAUGAAAAAUCAAAAUCAAACAUAUUUAUUUGGCCAAAAAAAUAUACAGAACAAAUUCAUUAAGUGAAACAAGUGAUUACAUGUUUCACAUUAAAAAUAUGUGUACCGUAUUUCUUCAUUAAAUUGUUUAUUAUAUGUACACAUCAAAAUAGUUCAGUUAAAUAGUUGGUUUUUGUUGAAGUGCUAUAUGCUUUGUGUUUCUUUUUAUUUUACUAACAAAUUCGCAUUAUUAGUAAAAAUUUUAUUAUGUAACAUAA
Molecule: messenger RNA, 2048 nt
Organism: Pararge aegeria (speckled wood butterfly)
Lineage: Eukaryota; Metazoa; Arthropoda; Insecta; Lepidoptera; Nymphalidae
Gene: Rpn13
Product: proteasomal ubiquitin receptor ADRM1-A
Exons: 6
Coding region: 194-1531 (445 amino acids)
Biological process (GO): ubiquitin-dependent protein catabolic process
Cellular component (GO): nucleus; cytoplasm; proteasome regulatory particle, lid subcomplex
Molecular function (GO): ubiquitin binding; proteasome binding; endopeptidase activator activity
Source: RefSeq, a predicted model, not a curated record